UUUUAGUAUUUUACUGAAUUAUUGAAUUUUAAUAUUUUGCGGAAUUUAAUUGCAGUUUAAUAUUACUGAAUUUUACUGAAUUUAGUAUUAAAUUGCAGUUUAAUUAAAUUGGUUGGUAUUGAUUAAAUUGUAGUUAUUUAAUUAUGCCUAUUUGUAUUAUUUUUUAAUUUUUUUACUGAAUUUAAUAUGGUAUUCAUUUUGUAAAUGAAUAGGCGAAUGUCCCAUAUCUUCGUCGCGACACUAUAGACCAGACGGAGGUUGCUAUCAGCACCUACUAUAGGGAUUCACAUUUUCCGGAGCUGGUUGAAACUUUAAAUGUGGUCGGCGAACAGUGCAAUUCAGAUUUAUUGGGAAGAUUUAGAGCAUCAUGUUUUGGGCAUUUCACUGAUUGGAGGCCCGGCGCGAAGAGCAAUAAAACAUUACACCAGAUUGUAUCGAGGCAGAUUGUGUCAGAAGAAAAUGAGAUGUGCUUCUUUCUGUGCGGAGCACGAGUCAGAUUUUCCCCUGCGGACUACGCAUUAGUGACUGGGCUCAAUUUCGGGGGAUCGAGGUUCGAUGCGACAUUACAGCACGACUGCAGUCGCGUGGAGGCAUACCGACGAUUCUGCGGUGCGCGAAGCAUGACCAUACAGUCGCUCAUCAAACGCGUGUGCGAUUUGGAUCGUCGAGUGGAUGAUGAGGAUGAGAGCCUGUACCUUCGUGCUGUCCUCGUGUGUGUGGCUCACACCCUUGUUCUUGGGUUGGAUGCGCGGGUACAGCCGUGGCUUUGGGUGUUGGUGGAUGAUCUGGCUGCAUUUGAUAGAUUCCCCUGGGGCGCGUAUUCGUAUAAGAUGUUAUGCCAUUAUACGAGAGAGACAGGAAAGGGCGAGAAGUAUCACUUCUACGGUCCUUCGUGGGCUUUAUAUGUCUGGGCAUUGGAGCGCGUCCCGGGCUUCGGACACAUGGUCGCAGCAUCUAGCGGUGAUCCGACAGCGCACCCUCGGUGUUUGAGAUGGACUUUCAGGGGUAAGCCGAAGCUUCACGGUCUGCGCGAUCUAUUCGAGGGACAGGGUGGUGUCAUGCCCCUGGACCCCGAUGCUGACGAUCUGUCGAGUCACUACUUCAUAUCCAGCUUAUUCAACGAGCAUUAUUUCCUGUAA
This is a messenger RNA of Salvia miltiorrhiza (redroot sage), 1139 nucleotides long. RefSeq lists its product as uncharacterized. Bases 465 to 1139 code for a protein of 224 amino acids. The transcript has 2 exons. The record is from RefSeq and is a predicted model, not a curated record. Lineage: Eukaryota; Viridiplantae; Streptophyta; Magnoliopsida; Lamiales; Lamiaceae.